Messenger RNA from Sceloporus undulatus (fence lizard), 1624 nucleotides. Its product is annotated as T-box brain protein 1-like. The record is from RefSeq and is a predicted model, not a curated record. Gene Ontology annotation, cellular component: nucleus. Gene Ontology annotation, molecular function: DNA-binding transcription factor activity, RNA polymerase II-specific; RNA polymerase II cis-regulatory region sequence-specific DNA binding. The transcript is spliced from 2 exons. Gene Ontology annotation, biological process: commitment of neuronal cell to specific neuron type in forebrain; cell fate specification; regulation of transcription by RNA polymerase II. NCBI's taxonomy places the organism in Eukaryota, Metazoa, Chordata, Lepidosauria, Squamata, Phrynosomatidae. Bases 300 to 1514 code for a protein of 404 amino acids.
GAGAGAGGAAAGAAGGGAGGAAAGAAGGGAGGAAGGGAAAGAGAGGGGGAGGAAACGUGGCUCCACUUUGAUAACAGCUUUGGGGGAAAUUGUGCUUCUUUUGGAGUCCUAGGAUGAGGAAGACCAGGCUGAGGAAGAGGAGGGGCCGGUGGCCUUAACAAUCCCAAACCCAAACCAAGAGAAACCCCCCCCCCCCCCCCCCCCGAGUCUCUUCCUUCUCUGCCCUUUCCACUCCAGCAACAUCUCCUUAUUCUUCCAUUUUAGUUUUUAUUUUUUUGGGGGGGGGGGUCUCUGGAGUGAUGCAGCUGGAGCCUUGUCUGUCGCCUCCGUCGGUGCUGCUCUCCAAGAAAUGCCUCCAUCUGGGCGGCGGAGGGGCUGCUGCUUACUCUCCCGCGUCGGGCGGAUCCGAGCUGGCCUUGCCCGAGCCUCCUCACCCUCAGCCCCCUCACCCCCUCCAUGCCCAGCGCCCCCACCCUCCCAGUGACACCGCCAACCUGGAGAGGAGCUGCUCACCUCUGAAAAAACUCAGCCUCGCCAGGGGGGCCACCACGAGGAUGACGACGAAUCAGGCCCAGGAGGAGGAGGAGGAGGAGGAAGAGGAGGAGGCAGGCCCUUUCCCUGGCUCCAAAGACCCGCCAGGGGACGCCCAGCAGCCGACGCAACCACAACAACACCAGCACCAACCACAACACCACCACCACCAGCAGCAGCAGCAGCUACAGCAGCCACAGCAGCAGCACCAGCAUCGCAGCAAAGUCCCGCCCGUCGCCUUGGACGGCGGCAGCGGCCAGGAAAGGCUCCGAGCCGCCUUCGAUGGAGCGGACCGCUGCCUGCUCCCUCCCUCUCCUUCCUCCUCCGGGCCUCCUCCUCCUCCUCUUCCUCCUGGGGCUGCUGCUGCUGCCAUGUUCCCCUACCCGGGCCAGCACAACCCCGCGGCGGCGGCCGCCUUCUCCUUGGCCAGCCCUGGCCGCUACAUGGCCCACCAUCACCCGGUGCUGAGCAACGGCGCCUACAACAGCCUGCUCUCGGGGCCCUCGGCUGCCGCCGCCCCGCAGGGCUACCCGGGGCCCCCGGGCUACCCCUACCCGCAGCAGUACGGCCCCGCCGCCGCCGCCGCCUCCCCCUACCAGGGCUCGCCCUUCUACCAGUUCCCCGCCGCCGCCGCCGCCUCUGGAGUCCAAGGCGGAGGAGGGCUGGUCCCCGGCAAGGCCCAGGUCUACCUCUGCAACCGGCCCCUCUGGCUCAAGUUCCACCGGCACCAGACCGAGAUGAUCAUUACCAAGCAAGGCAGGCGCAUGUUCCCUUUCUUGAGCUUCAAUAUUUCUGGCCUGGAUCCGACGGCCCACUACAACAUUUUCGUGGAUGUCAUCCUGGCAGACCCCAACCACUGGCGCUUCCAGGGAGGCAAGUGGGUGCCUUGCGGCAAAGCCGACACCAACGUCCAAGGCAAGCCUGGUCGCCGCCUUCUUUCCCCUUCUCUGCUGUUUUUUUUGUUCUUUCUCACUUCUAAUUAACACAUUUUCCUGAAACCUCCCGCUACACACACCCAGACACCCAGACACACACAUAGGAGACACACACACAACACCCGGGGCUGGAGGUGCGAAGGCUUAAUGAGAGCGCC